AUGUCGACUACUGUAGGUGCGUUCAUUGCCGGCGGCAUCGCCGCGUGCGGUGCGGUCACCGCAACACAUCCUUUCGAGACGGUCAAGAUUCGGAUGCAAUUGCAAGGAGAACUACAAGACAAGGGACAUCAACCACAUCAUUACCGAGGACCUUUCCACGGCGUGUCGGUCAUCAUCCGGAACGAGGGAGUACGGGGCAUAUACCGUGGCCUGGGAACAGCAUACAUAUACCAGGUUCUACUCAAUGGUUGUCGUCUGGGGUUCUAUGAGCCAAUGCGCAAGACAUUGUCAAACUUGAUUUUCAAGGAUGAGAAAGUCCAGAGUCUGGGGAUCAAUAUGCUCUGCGGUGCCUCCUCCGGCAUUAUCGGUGCAGCUGCCGGAAGCCCCUUCUUCCUUGUCAAGACCAGGUUACAGAGCUACUCGCCAUUCCUACCUGUUGGAACGCAGCACAAGUACCGGAAUGCCUGGGACGGUUUGAGCCAGAUCUACAAGGGCGAGGGUCCCCGCGGCUUGUACCGCGGAGUCGGCGCGGCCAUGAUCCGGACGGGCUUCGGAAGCUCGGUGCAGUUGCCAACGUACUUCUUCGCCAAAAGACGCCUCGUGAAGCAUCUCGGCAUGGAGGAAGGCCCAGCGCUGCAUUUGACGAGUAGUGCAUGCAGUGGUUUCGUUGUCUGUGUCUUCAUGCACCCUCCUGGUAAGAAGAUCCACCCGCAAGCUAGUUUCUAA
Phaeoacremonium minimum UCRPA7 is the source of this 726-nucleotide messenger RNA. Its product is annotated as putative mitochondrial oxaloacetate transport protein. The record is from RefSeq and is a predicted model, not a curated record. Lineage: Eukaryota; Fungi; Ascomycota; Sordariomycetes; Togniniales; Togniniaceae. The coding region runs from base 1 to 726 and encodes 241 amino acids. The transcript is spliced from 3 exons.